This is a messenger RNA of Scomber japonicus (chub mackerel), 3037 nucleotides long. Its product is annotated as ephrin type-A receptor 7-like. Gene Ontology annotation, molecular function: transmembrane-ephrin receptor activity; ATP binding; protein binding. Gene Ontology annotation, cellular component: plasma membrane; neuron projection. The record is from RefSeq and is a predicted model, not a curated record. NCBI's taxonomy places the organism in Eukaryota, Metazoa, Chordata, Actinopteri, Scombriformes, Scombridae. Gene Ontology annotation, biological process: protein phosphorylation; axon guidance; cell surface receptor protein tyrosine kinase signaling pathway. Bases 16 to 3021 code for a protein of 1001 amino acids. The transcript has 17 exons.
CAGGUGUGCAACGUGAUGGAGCCCACGCAGCAGAACAAUUGGCUACAGACUGGCUGGGUGGCGCGCCGAGGCGGUCAACGCAUCUUUGUGGAGCUCCAGUUCACUCUUCGGGACUGCAACAGCAUCCCUGGUGUAGCAGGUACCUGUAAGGAGACCUUCAACCUCCUCUACGUUGAGUCAGACAGGGACCUUGGUGGUAUCACUCGAGAGGACCGCUACAUCAAGAUUGACACCAUCGCUGCUGAUGAGAGCUUCACACAGGGCGACCUGGGUGAGAGGAAGAUGAAGCUGAACACGGAGGUGCGCGAGAUCGGCCACCUCAACCGUAAGGGCUUCCAUCUGGCCUUCCAGGACGUCGGCGCCUGCGUGGCGCUUGUGGCCGUGCGGGUGUACUACAAACGGUGCCUCGCAACCGUCCAGAACCUGGCAGUCUUCCCCGACACAGUGGCUGAGGCAGCCUUCGCCACGUUGGUAGAGGUGCGCGGCACCUGCGUCAACAACUCUGAGGUUGACACAGAUAGCCCUCCCAGGAUGCAUUGCAGUGCCGAGGGGGAAUGGCUGGUGCCCAUUGGGAAGUGCAGCUGCAGCGCCGGCUACGAGGAGGGACACAGCAGCUGUGAAGCAUGUCCCCCUGGAUCAUACAAGAUGUCCUCCAGGCAGCAGGAGUGUUUUCCCUGCCCAGCCAACAGUGUCGCAGAGGAGGAAGGAUCUGUGGUGUGUUUGUGUGAAGAAGAUCACUUCAGAACCCCCCUGGACACACCCUCAGCUCCAUGCACACGUCCCCCCUCCCCACCUAGAGACUUGGUCUACACCCUGAAGCAGUCCACGCUGAUCUUGGAGUGGGCUGCACCAUCCGACACAGGAGGCAGAGUGGAUCUGACCUACAGCGUUGGAUGCCGGCGGUGUGUUGGGAGGCAGUGUGAGCCGUGCGGGGCAAGCGUUGGCUUUGUGCCUCAGCAGGUCGGCCUGACAGAGAGGACUGUGACAGUGGUCAACCUUCUUCCCAACACCAACUACACUUUCACCGUCGAAGCUUUGAACGGAGUGUCAGAGCUGCUGCCUAACAAGAGGUUCUACACCCAGGUCAAUGUGUCAACAAGUCUGCCCGCACCGUCUCUAAUCAGUGAGCUGCGAGCAGAGAAGAUCGAGCAGAAGAGCAUAACAUUGGUGUGGAGGGAGCCUUCCUACCCGAACAGCAGCAGGACUGAAUAUGAGGUCAAAUACUAUGAGAAGGAACAAAAGGAUCAGAGUUAUUCUACUGUGAAGACUGCCGCCACACGGAUCAGUGUCAACAACCUCAAACCUGGCACCACAUAUGUCUUCCUCAUCCGCCCGAUCUCCACGCCAGCUCCCUCCUCAUCCCUGUCCUCCUCGCCUCUCUCAUCCUCGUCUUCUUCAUCUUCUUCCUCAUCCUCGUCUUCUUCAUCAUCAUCAUCAUCAUCAUCUUCCUCGUCCUCCUCCUCGUCCCCGCCGCCCAUCGACUAUGGAGCAUACAGUGCCCCCCUGGAGCUGCAGACACUUGGCGAGUUGGCGUUGGCGUCCAGUGAGCAGAGCCCAGUGGUGAUCAUUGUCGUCGUGUCUGUGGCUGCCCUCAUCAUGCUGCUCUCCAUGGGAGUGGGACUGCUCAUCUGGAGGAGCGUCUGCUCGAGCUCCUCCAAUGUUACUCCUGCUAGCGUGGUGCUGCUCUCGACCUCCUUCUCCACUCUUCCUCCUCCUCCUCCUCUUCUCUCUCCUCUUCCUCCCUUCACACAGCUGAUGCCCAGACAAUGCGGCUACAGCAAAGCUUCUCAGGAGGGAGACGAGGAACUUUACUUCCAGUUUAAGAUCCCAACACGGAGGACCUACAUUGACCCAGAGACCUGCGAGGAUCUGCUGCAGGCCGUUCAUGCCUUUGCCAAGGAGCUGGACAACUCGAGCAUCAAGAUUGAGAGAAUUGUGCACACAGGCGACUUUGGGGAGGUGUGUCGCGGCUGCCUGAAGCUGCCCAGUAAGAGAGAGCUGCCGGUGGCCAUAAAGACGUUAAGGGCCGGCUGCUCUGAGAAACAACGCCGCUCCUUCCUCAGUGAGGCCGGUAUCCUGGGGCAGUUUGACCACUCCAACAUCAUCCGACUAGAGGGAGUCAUUACUACUGGUAACACCAUGAUGAUCAUAGUGGAGAGCAUGUCUAAUGGAGCCUUAGACUCAUUCCUUAGGAAACACGAAGGCCAGUUGAGUGUAAUGCAGCUGAUGGAUAUGCUGACCGGUGUGGCAUCAGGAAUGAAGUACCUCACUGAAAUGGGCUUCGUCCACAAACGGCUGGCAGCACACAAGGUGUUGGUUAACUCCAAUUUGGGCUGCAAGGUGUCUGGAUUCAGACCUCUUCAGGAGGACAAGAUCGAGGCUAUCUACACCACACUGCAUGGCGGGAAGAGUGUGGUGCUGUGGACCGCUCCAGAGGCCAUCCAGUACCAUCGCUUCUCUUCAGCCUCAGAUGUCUGGAGCUUCGGAAUUGUCAUGUGGGAGGUCAUGUCCUAUGGAGAGAGACCCUACUGGGAUAUGGGCAACCAGGAUGUGAUCAAAGCCAUCGAGGAUGGUUUCAGGCUGCCAGCUCCAGUUAACUGCCCUCCACAUCUCCAUCAAUUGAUGUUGGACUGUUGGCAGAAGGAAAGGACAGAGAGACCCAGCUUCAGUCAGAUCCACUCAGCCCUCAGCAAGAGCAUUCGCUCGCCUGAUGGCAUUGGUUCCUCCACACUGGCACGCAGGACCCUAAGUUCAUCCAUUACGCUAGCAGAGAGGCCUCUACCCUCCUUCCCAUCAUUUAACUCGGUAGGAGAGUGGCUGGAUGCGGUGGACAUGGGCAGAUACAAGGACAACUUCACUGCUGCAGGAUACUGCUACUUGGAGUCUGUGGCACGAAUGACUGUACAAGAUGUACUGAGCCUUGGCAUCACUUCCCUGGAGCACCAGAAGCUGAUACUGGCUGCCAUCCAGACACUCAGAGCCCAGGUCAUCCAAAUGCACGGCCGCGGUGUGCAGGUCUAAAAAAAACAAAAAAAAA